Molecule: messenger RNA, 1317 nt
Organism: Lathyrus oleraceus (garden pea)
Lineage: Eukaryota; Viridiplantae; Streptophyta; Magnoliopsida; Fabales; Fabaceae
Exons: 2
Coding region: 1-1317 (438 amino acids)
Biological process (GO): SCF-dependent proteasomal ubiquitin-dependent protein catabolic process
Cellular component (GO): SCF ubiquitin ligase complex
Source: RefSeq, a predicted model, not a curated record
AUGGCAGAAAACCAACAACUCGGAAAUAUUAUCUUCCGAUCCGAAGAUGAUAAUUACCAACGCGAGCAGUUCGAGCGGUUUCAACAACGAGGUGUCGUCUCUACCAGUGUGGCUGACUAUUAUUUAGCCAAACGUGUAGGUUACAAAAACAAACUCAAGUUCAAAUCUCUAUCUAUUGUCUCUAAACAAUUUCUCUCCAUCACCAACCGUCUCAUAUUCUCUAUGAAAAUUGAUCAUCUUCAUCUUUGUUAUCUCUCUCGUUUCUUCCAUAGAUUCUCCAACCUUAAUUCCCUUGAACUCUUGUUUGGCACCCAUAAUCUCCACGCAGACAUUGCUUUGGCUCUACGUAGCAGACCAAAAUUGAAAUCUUUAUCUUUUUCCGGGUUUGAGUUAAACGAUUCGAACUACAUUUCACAUUACAUUGAUUCCUUCCUGAGUUUGAAGGCUUUAAAUUCUCUUAUGUUCGUGUCUUCGCAAAUAUCUGAUCACUUUCUUUAUUCUGUUGCAAGAGAAGGUCUUCCUUUGAAGAAGUUUGGUCUUGCAAAUUGUAUGGGUUAUAGUUACCAUGGAAUUUAUGAUUUCUUAUCCAAGUGUCACACCAUACAACAUUUGGGUCUUCAAGGUGUUCAUUUUCUAAAGAAUCAUCAUGUUGCCCGGUUGUCUUUGCUUCUUCCUGAUUUGAUUUCUAUAAACCUUACUGAAUGUUCCAAACUCAGAGAACCAGCUUUAUUGGCACUCAUUAAGAACUGUCAUUCACUUGUUAUGAUCAAAAUGGAAAACAUAUAUAUUGAGAGGAAGACGGUAGCAAAUUCUCAUAUUUUGAAAAAAUUUGAUGUCAACCCUCAAUUUAAGUAUCUAUGUUUGGCUAACACUUCAUUCGUAAACCACCAGACCAUCCUAUUGUUUGCUUCAGUUUUCCCUAAUUUGGAGGUUCUCGAUUUAAGUUUUUGCCAUGACAUAUCUAGAAAUAGUAUUUGUCAAAUUUUAAGUAGAUGUUGUAAACUUAGAUAUCUAAAUUUGACCAACUGUGAGAAUGUGAGCGGACUUAAAAUGAACUCUGUAGUUCACCAGUUAGAGGAGUUGGACUUAUGUGCUACAAAUGUUGAUGAUGAAACACUCUAUGAGAUCUCAAAGAGUUGUUGUGGACUUUUGAAACUAUUAUUGACAUGUUGUAAAUAUGUCACGGAAAAGGGAGUGAUGCGUGCUGUUGAAAACUGCACACAAUUGGAAGACAUCUAUUUGAUGUAUUGUGAUAAAGUGAAUCCUGAUACGGUUGUUUCAAUGCUUUCAUCAAGACCAUCAUUACAUGUGUGGUGA